This is a messenger RNA of Agrilus planipennis (emerald ash borer), 3094 nucleotides long. RefSeq names its product SWI/SNF-related matrix-associated actin-dependent regulator of chromatin subfamily A containing DEAD/H box 1 homolog (gene Etl1). The transcript has 15 exons. The record is from RefSeq and is a predicted model, not a curated record. Gene Ontology annotation, cellular component: nucleus. Gene Ontology annotation, molecular function: chromatin binding; ATP-dependent chromatin remodeler activity; DNA binding. The coding region runs from base 135 to 2903 and encodes 922 amino acids. Lineage: Eukaryota; Metazoa; Arthropoda; Insecta; Coleoptera; Buprestidae.
CCUGACUUCACUAUAGAAAGUUUUUUGAGGUUCUAUUUAAGUAAUUAGACAUUGUAUUUUAAUUUGUUAUUAAUUAUGGAGUGAUCAGUAAAUUAUUAAUUAAUUUUUUUAAAUGUUGAUCUUGCGAUUCCAGAAUGGCUGAAGAUAAUAGCCCUAAUUUGCUUAAUUUACGUGAGUUUCGUAUUCAUAAAAAACCAUCAUUUUCACACGAAGUUUCAUCAUCAUCUGAAUGUAAUGAUCAAGAGAAAGAAACAAAAAUAAUAUUAGAAGCUGUUGAAGGUAGCAGGAGAUAUGUUGUAGUAAGAAAAGAAGUAGGUAAGGAAAUGGAUCCAACUACAACCACUUCCUCUAACAGCAUUUCGACGAAAAAAGUGCCUAUAAUAAGGGAAUAUCUGUUAUCAUCUGAGGAACAAAAAGUAAGAUCCUCCAAAGAAGUUGAAAGUGCUCAAAAUGGGGUUACAAACAAUCCUAGAUCCAAGCAAAAACCACAACUUGUUUUAGAACGUGAAAGACAAAUGAAAUUUUUGAAGGAAAAAUUCAACGAUGUAGAUUCAUUAGUACUUCAUGAUGUCUUGUCUAGAUUUGAUUUUGAUGUUGAUAAAGCAAUAGAAGAGCUCAAUAAAUCGCGAGCAAAUUGUGUAACAGGUGUGAAUUAUCAAACAUGGAAACAAUUACAGCAACAAACGGUGCCUAAACCCCCCAUAACAUUGAAACAGCUGCCUGUUUCAAAUAAUAAUGAUAAUAAAAAACGUGAAAACACUCAAGAUUUGCAAAGCAAAAAUAGAAAAAGAAUAAAACAAAUGAGAUCAGAUGAAGAUAGUGACACUGAAGAAAGUGAUUAUGAUAAAAAUGAAUUCAAAGAUAGUCGAGUGUUUGAUAGUGAUGAAGAGUCGGAUGCCGAAAUAAAUAAUGAUUUAACAGGUGAUAAAAGAACUGUUUUAGACUUUUUUCAAACAGCAACUAAUAAUGAAUUGCAACUGAUGAAUUAUUGUUCAAAAAAGAAAGCAGAUAUUAUCAUUGAAUUAAGACCUUUUGAAGGCUGGAUUGAUUUAGUUCAAAAAUUACAAAAUAAUAAAAACCUCAGCCCAGAUUUGCUUAAUUCGGCACAACAAGUACUUGCUACUCGAAAUAAUAUUCGAUUAUUAAUGAGGAAGUGUACAAACCUGUCACAGCAGAUGGAAAGGGCAGUUGCCGCUGGGGCUGGCGUUAAAGUUCAACCGUCAAUUUUAAACAGUUCUUUAAAAUUAACAAGUUAUCAGAUGGUUGGAUUGAACUGGCUAGCAGUUAUGCAUAUACAGGGUGUUAAUGGGAUUUUAGCUGAUGAAAUGGGUUUAGGAAAAACCGUACAAGUUAUAGCAUUUUUAGCGCAUUUAAAAGAAAUAAGAGCGUCGAAAGUAGGCAUUCCGCAUUUAAUUAUAGUUCCUUCUUCUACAUUAGAUAACUGGCGUUCGGAGUUUGAACGGUGGUGUCCUACUUUAAGAAUAUUUAUGUAUUAUGGUAACAUAGAAGAACGUCGACAGUAUCGUAUGAGGUGGAAUAGGGGAGAAAUUAACAAUUACGAUGUAAUUGUGACCACGUACAGUAUGGUCACUAACACGUCUGAGGAGAGAAAAAUGUUCAAAUCAAUGCAAAUGCAUUACGUUGUGUUUGAUGAGGCACACAUGCUUAAAAAUAUGAAUACUCAACGAUAUGAAAACCUGAUUAAAAUAAGGGCAAUGAAAAGACUGUUAUUGACGGGAACGCCCCUUCAAAAUAACUUGCUUGAAUUAAUGUCUCUCUUAAAUUUUGUGAUGCCUUCAAUGUUCUCAGGGAAAACCGACGAUCUAAAAUCUUUAUUCCAAAAGAAUGCUAAAACUAAAGAAGAUAGAGAAGACUUACCGACUUUUGAAAAAGAACAGAUCGAACAGGCGAAACGUAUAAUGAAACCGUUUGUGUUACGCCGAUUGAAGAGAGACGUCCUCCAAGACUUGCCGAAUAAAUCAGACAAAGUUGAAUUUGUUCCGAUGGUGCCCACACAAAAAGAACAAUACGAAGAAUUGGUACAGUCAUUUCAAAAUAUUGGAAAACAAGAAUAUGUCUCAACAGCUUAUAAUGGUAUGGCGAUGAUGACUGACCUUAGAAAAUUAGCGAAUCAUCCACUGUUAAUGCGCUAUUUUUACCAGAUAGAUGAUUUAAGGGAAAUUGCCGAGUUGUUGGCUAAAGAUCCGGGUUACAAGGAUACGGUGGUCCAAUACAUCGUGGAUGAUUUAGUUUUUAUGUCUGAUUUUGAAAUUUUUUCAUUAACGAAACAAUUUCAGUGUUUGAAAAAGUUUGAACUAGCAGAUAACUUGAUAACAACUUCUGGAAAGUUCCUGUUCUUAGACAGAAUAUUGCCAACUCUAAAAGCUGGAGGCCACAGAGUAUUAAUUUUUAGUCAAUAUGUAAUUAUGUUAAAUAUCAUGGAAGAUUAUUUGUGUGUUCGUAAUCAUUCAUAUCUCAGACUUGAUGGAAGUACCCCAGUUAAUAUAAGACAGCAACUUAUAGACCAAUUCACGCAAGAUCCCGAAAUAUUUAUUUUCUUAUUAUCAACCAAAGCUGGCGGUUUAGGUAUAAAUUUAACAGCUGCGGAUACUGUAAUAAUUCACGAUAUAGAUUUCAAUCCAUAUAAUGAUAAACAAGCAGAAGACAGGUGUCAUCGAAUGGGACAACAAAAUCCAGUUAAUGUUAUUCGGUUAAUAUCUCAGGGAACCAUUGAGGAAGGCAUGUGGCAAAUGAACCAAGAAAAACUUAAAUUGGAAAAAGAGAUAACAGCAGAGGAGGCAGAAAACUCCGAUGUGAAAAGCGUUGUACGUUUACUAUCUUCAGCUUUGGGAAUCGACAGUUCAAAGGCAACAAACUUGGUUUCCCCAAAGAAGAAAUUAUGAUGAAGCUCAGUGUUGUGUAUUUUAUUUAAAUUCGUUAGUGUUUCAUCAAUUUUAUAAUAAUUUAAAAAGGAACGUGCAUGUUUAAUUUUUAUUACUUAUUAUUCUAUUAGGUGAAUUAUUUUUAAUUACUGCCGUUUUUUAUUCACAUUAUACUAGAACUUCAUUUUAAAACCGACUAUGUUUGUAAAACA